Brettanomyces nanus is the source of this 1224-nucleotide messenger RNA. RefSeq lists its product as uncharacterized. Gene Ontology annotation, molecular function: structural molecule activity. NCBI's taxonomy places the organism in Eukaryota, Fungi, Ascomycota, Pichiomycetes, Pichiales, Pichiaceae. Gene Ontology annotation, cellular component: proteasome regulatory particle, lid subcomplex; cytosol; nucleus. The transcript has a single exon. The record is from RefSeq and is a predicted model, not a curated record. Bases 1 to 1224 code for a protein of 407 amino acids. Gene Ontology annotation, biological process: ubiquitin-dependent protein catabolic process.
AUGUCGCAAAUGGAUGUCGAUGUUUCUGAUCCGCUUACUGCGUUGAUUACUCUCAGAGAGGAGAUUGAACCAACAGAGGAUACACAACUAAUUGGGUCGUUUUACGAGUUGGAAGAUCUCUAUGAAAGAAAACUAUGGUAUCAGUUAAGUGAAUUACUCACCAAGAGCAUCUACAAGAAUGAAAAUUCAAAACCUAUUCGUCUCCGGCUCUACGAGAACUUUGUUUUCACAUUUGCCCACAAGAUCAGCCAGUUGAAGUUGGUGGAAUUCUUAUUGUUGUCCAUUGGAGAAUGUAGUUUGGAGGACUCUUUAGAAUAUUUGCAUAGCUUAGAGCUAGAGAUCACCGCAGUCUUAUCGAAGCAACAGAAUGGUUCUGCAGAAGAAGGUGUAAACUUUAACGAAGUCAGACAGGCUGAUAUUUUUGUUAGGAUAGAGACGGCUAGAAUUAAGCUGGAAAUGGGUAACGUGGAUGAAGCCACUACAAUUAUUGAUGAGAGUUCCAAAAAAAUUGAUGAUCUUGUUAGUUCUGUUGAUAAUCGUGUCAAUGCCAGUUAUUAUCGAACCAAUGCCCAGUUGAUGAAGAUUAAUGGAGAUUACAGUGCUUAUUAUUACAGUUCACUGCUCUUCUUGGCAUGUAUCACUGACUUGAAUGAGCUAACUAACAAGACGCAGAUAGUUAGAGAUAUCUGUGUUAGUGGCUUGCUAGGAGAUAAGAUCUACAACUUUGGAGAGAUUAUCAUGCACGAGAUCUUCCAAUAUCUACAGGAUGACGAUUGGUUGAAGCAUCUUGUGUUGUCUUUAAACAACGGAGACCUAACUGGUUUCAAAGAGAUCAUUGAUUCGCCAGAUGUUCAGUCAGUCCCUGAACUUUCCAACAGUGUGGAGUUUUUGAAGCAGAAGAUGUGUAUCAUGGCAUUAAUCGAGAUCGUUUUCAGCAAGCCAACCAACAGCAAAACGGUAAAGUACAGUGAAUUACUAAAGGAGAUACCGUUAUUGAAAAAUGCUGAUGAUGUCGAGAGGUUGACGAUGAAAUGCUUGAGUUUGGGAUUGAUUAAGGGACACAUUAAUCAGGUGUCGUCAGAGGUUGAAAUCAACUGGAUCCAGCCAAGAACAAUGACCAGAGAUCAGAUCGUUAACAUGAAGAAGAAGAUGACCCAAUGGAGCGAACGUGUUGAAGAUUUGAACAAGUAUAUGGGAGAUGCUGGAAAGGAGUUGUGGGUGUGA